Messenger RNA from Cokeromyces recurvatus, 765 nucleotides. RefSeq lists its product as uncharacterized. The record is from RefSeq and is a predicted model, not a curated record. NCBI's taxonomy places the organism in Eukaryota, Fungi, Mucoromycota, Mucoromycetes, Mucorales, Mucoraceae. Bases 151 to 765 code for a protein of 204 amino acids. The transcript has 4 exons.
GAGUAGAGUAUUUGCAGAGAAACAAUUCAAGCAUAAAAUGAAAAAUUGUCACAUCUAAGCCCCAACUAUAAAUAUAGAUGAGAUUGUUUACUUCUUCUUUCUUUCACAAAGUGUAAUUUAGUUUGUCAAAAGAAAAAGGGAAAACUAAAUAUGGUCUUAUAUUUUACAAGCAAUAUUGUUGAUCCUCCUGUUACCAUUUACAUGGGAAAGGAUAAAUAUGAAAACGAUGAUUUGAUUAAAUAUGGAUUUCCUGAAGAUAUUUGUGCACAUGUUUAUGUUCGACUCCAACCAGGACAAACUUGGCUUGAUAUACCACCUGAAGUUGUUAAUGAUUGUGCACAACUUGUAAAAGCCAAUAGUAUUGAAGGCAAUAAAAAGAAUGGUAUUACAGUAAUUUAUACACCUUGGGAUAAUCUCAAAAAGACACCUGGCAUGGAAACGGGACAAGUCACGUUCCAUAAUCAUAAAAAAGUAAAACGAGUCUUUGUCGAAAAACGUAUUAAUGAAAUAGUUAACAGAUUAAACAAGACAAAAGUUGAACGCUAUCCUGACUUAUUACAAGAAAAGGUACAAAGAGAAAAGAUAGACAGAUUAAAGGCGCGUCAAAGUGAAUUUGAAGAAAAAGAAAGAGCUCGUCAAUUAGCAGAAGAAAAAAGAAAAGUAGAAAAGGAAAUGAAUGAUUUAUUUGAUCCUAGUUUAAUGAAAAGUAAUUGGAGAGAAACAGAAGUGGAAGAUAUAAAUGCAGCUGAAGAAGAUUUUAUGUAA